AUAGGGGUAAAACCUAGAUGGUCUAAUUAAGUCUCUCUCAUCUGCAGCAUCACAUCAUCAACAGUCUCUAAAAAAAAGGUUUGAUCACGAUCAGUCCGUCAAAAACAUGAAUUCCUAUGACGAUUACACCGGGGCUAAGACAUGCGUCUUCUGGGACAUUGAGGAUUGUCCGCUCCCUGAUGGUCUCAAUGCUGUUGAUGCUACGAACAACAUUCGAAACGCCCUCAAGUCUGCGUGUUUUAAGGGUGAGGUGUCAAUCAUUGCUUUUGGUGAUAUAAAGAAGUACCUUGUUGGUCUAAAAUCAAACAAAGAAAUCAAGUUCAAUCAGAUCCCUCAAGGAGAUUUACGUGCGAGACGUGGAGCUAUUUGUGAUAGCUUACUUUCCUGGGUUAUGAAUAAUGAUCGGACAAAUUUGAUGAUAAUCAUUGGAGAUAUUACAGAGAACAUUUCAUUGCGCAUGUUUCUUCAUGGUCUGGUUGAGAAGGGUUUCAAUCUUCUCAUCUCACAGUCUCCUUCAAACAGGUCAAUACCCAUGCACCAUUCUGUGUUUACCGAGUGGCUUUGGCCUGACCUAGGUCUUGGAAAAGAUCAUAUCUACAAAAGGGGAGACCCAGUACAACGAAUGUCACCGAAGAUUAUCGACUAUGCAUCUUUCGUAUGUUAAUAUUUUAUAUCAUCUCUUCCAUAUAUAUAUAUAUAUAUAUUGGUUUAGUAAAUGUGUAAAAGUUUAU
Molecule: messenger RNA, 731 nt
Organism: Camelina sativa (false flax)
Lineage: Eukaryota; Viridiplantae; Streptophyta; Magnoliopsida; Brassicales; Brassicaceae
Biological process (GO): regulation of gene expression
Cellular component (GO): peroxisome
Molecular function (GO): RNA nuclease activity
Source: RefSeq, a predicted model, not a curated record